This is a messenger RNA of Lottia gigantea (owl limpet), 881 nucleotides long. RefSeq lists its product as hypothetical. The record is from RefSeq and is a predicted model, not a curated record. Bases 18 to 581 code for a protein of 187 amino acids. The transcript has 2 exons. Lineage: Eukaryota; Metazoa; Mollusca; Gastropoda; Lottiidae.
CAGAAAUAAUAAAGAGAAUGGCUCGACAAGUUAGUACUGCAGUUUCGGACCUGGUUCUAGCUUUAACAGUAUUUUAUGUGGUUUAUUAUACAAUAUGGUUUAAUUUUUUUGCUGCCGUUGGACUACUACUACAGGGAGCAGCAGCUUCAGUUGGAGUCUACAGAUUCUCACAGACUUUUCCUCUGUCUAAAGUCGUCAAGGCGCAUAAAUUUAUGUCAUGGAUAGCGACAGUUGCAGGAAUGUCAUUAAUUGCUAGUGGGUUUUGUCGGGAUUCAUUACCCUUCUUAAUGAAUUUGAACUUCAUGUUUUUUGUGGUAGUUUUGAUAGUUGGACAGUUUCUAGAACAUUCACAGUCUGUAUUAGCAACUCAAGCCUGUAGUGGGCUGGCAAUGCUUACUGUAAUUCUUGCCUCUCUACAAUCCUGGAAUGUAUAUGGAGUUGUAGCAGCAUGCAUUUAUAUUUUUGCUGGAACACAAAUUGGAGUUGAUGGAUUUUAUGCUGGGAUUCCAAGAGUUGAUCUCUUACAUUAUGCACUGGUUGUUGGUAACAUUUUCUUCCUGUGGGCUUUAAGAAUUGUGUAAGUUCAGUAGAUAAUCAGUUACUUUUGAAUGGUAUUUAACUGUAGCAAUUAUUGGAAUGCUUUAAUUCAGUUCUGUGACAAGAAUUUGUUCAAUUAGGUUUUAUGAAACUUUUAAAGGUUACAACGAAAUGGCUGAUGCUGAAAUCCUUUCAGAGAGGAUUUUAAGAUGGAUUGCUAUGGGACUGCCUUUGUAUUACACUCUUUGAAAUUUUAUGACUAUUACCUUGCCUUUGAUAGAUCCACAAUGCCAGUUAUUUGUUUCACUUUUGUAUGGAGAAGUAUAAUUUCAAUGUCAUAUCUG